GGGGCGGGCGGGGGCGCGGGAAGGGCUGAGGGGUAGGCGGCUCCCCGCCGCCUCCGCCGAGGCCUGUGCCGGCUCCCCGCCGCCGCUCGGCCGUAUCAUCCGCGAUGGACAAGAUCCUGGAGGGCCUGGUGAGCUCGUCGCACCCGCUGCCGCUGAAGCGGGUGAUCGUGCGGCGGGUGGUGGAGUCGGCCGAGACGCCUCUGAGCCAGGCGCAGUGCCGCGCCAUGUUCGCCCUCAGCACCCGGCUGCUGCUCCAGGGCCCGGACCCGUUCCAGCGGCAGGUGGGCCGGCAGGUGCUCGAAGCCUACGGGCGCUACCACCGCGCCGAGUUCGAGGCUUUCUUCAACAGGGGGCUCGUCCUCGGCCUCCUGCAGCGCGGCUACGGCGAGCUGAGCAACCGCGACCCCGCCAUCCUCGACUACAUCCAGGCCGGGCUGCGCCUCAUCAUGAGCUGCCCUUCGGUGCUGGAGCUGUUCGAGUUGCUGCAGGUGGAGGCUUUGAGGCUGGUUUGCGAGCGGCCGCCGCCGCCGCUCUGCGCCCGCCUCUGCCAGCUGCUGGGUGACUUCCCGCAGUGCCUGCCCCGUGGCAGAAAGCUCUCCCUCGCCUUUUGUCAGCAGCUGGUGCGCAGCAUCGCCCACUUCCAAAGCCAGGGCAGCCGGGAGGCCGAGCUGCGCCUCUACGUCUCGCAGGUGACACAGGUCAGCGGGCUGCUGCGCAGCGUCUGGAAGGCAGAGCCCGACACGCUGCUGCCAUCCUUGCAGGAGCUCUUCGCUGUUAUCUCUGCUGCCGAUACUUCAUUUGAACCUUCUGUUGCACUGGCGAGUCUCGUGCAGCACAUACCAUUACAGAUGAUUACAGUACUCAUCAGGAGCCUUACUACAGAUCCAAAUGUGAAAGAUGCAAGUAUGACUCAAGCUCUGUGCAGAAUGAUUGACUGGUUGUCCUGGCCUCUGGCUCAGCACGUGGAAACGUGGGUGAUUGCACUGCUGAAAGGACUGGCUGCAGUCCAGAAAUUUACCAUCCUCAUUGAUGUCACGUUGCUUAAGAUCGAAUUGGUCUUUAAUCGACUUUGGUUUCCUCUAGUGAGGCCUGGUGCCCUUGCUGUCCUUUCCCACAUGUUACUUAGUUUUCAGCAUUCUCCAGAAGCUUUUCAUUUGAUUGUUCCACAUGUGGUCGAUUUGGUUCACUCCUUCAAAAGAGAUGGUUUGCCUUCCAGUACAGCCUUUUUGAUGCAGUUGACUGAGUUAAUACACUGUAUGAUGUAUCAUUAUUCAGGAUUUCCAGAGCUCUAUGAACCCAUUCUGGAAGCUGUUAAGGAUAUGCCCAAACCCACUGAAGAGAAGAUUAAGUUGAUUCUCAAUCAGAGUGCCUGGACUUCUCAAUCCAGUUCUUUGCCAUCUUGUUUAUCUAGACUUUCAGGAAAAUCUGAAACUGGGAAGACAGGUCUAAUUAAUCUAGGAAAUACUUGCUACAUGAACAGUGUUAUUCAGGCACUUUUUAUGGCUACAGAUUUCAGGAGACAUGUUUUAUCUUUGAAUCUAAAUGGGUGUAAUUCACUAAUGAGGAAACUACAGCAUCUUUUUGCAUUUUUGGCACAUACCCAGAGGGAGGCAUAUGCUCCUAGAAUUUUCUUUGAGGCUUCCAGACCACCGUGGUUCACCCCUCGAUCCCAGCAGGAUUGCUCAGAAUAUCUCAGAUUCCUACUAGACAGGCUGCAUGAAGAAGAGAGAACCUUGAAAGCAUUGUCUGCAGCAAAGACUUCCGAAAGUAUAAUGAAUGAAGAGUCUCAGACGCAGGAAGCUGUCCAUAAAGCACAAGUAUUUACUGAAGCACCUUGUAUGGGAAGUGAAGAAAGAACUCUGAUAGAGAAGAUGUUUGGAGGAAAAUUGAAGACUAAUAUAUGCUGUUUGAACUGCAAAAGUACAUCUCAAAAGGAAGAAGCUUUCACAGAUCUGUCUCUGGCUUUCUGUCCUCCAACUUCCUUGGAGAACAUUGGCCCAAAAUGUAUGGAGUGUUCUGAAGUGAAAGAUGACUACACGGUGCAAACUGAUACUUCAGCAACUAGUCCUGCUGGAGAAACACCUCUCAAUUUGGAAGUAAAUGGUGGAUGUGAUACAGUACUGAAUGAAGGAAUCAUGAAAGAUAUUUCUACUGAGCCAAACUCUGAGAAUACCAUAAAUUCUGAACUCAACAAAGUUCAAGAGAGUGGGGAUAUGUCUCAGAGGCUAGUGGGUAAAAGCACCCUGUCAGUUACAGACUUACUGAAUUACUUCCUGGCACCUGAGAUCCUCAGUGGAGACAAUAAAUAUUAUUGUGAAAAGUGUGCCUCUCUACAGAAUGCUGAGAAAACUAUGCAAAUCAUUGAGGAACCUGAAUACCUCAUUCUCACUCUUCUGAGAUUUUCGUAUGAUCCAAAGUGUCAUAUAAGGCGCAAAAUCUUGGACAAUGUGUCUCUGCCACUUGUUUUGGAACUGCCAGUCAAAAGAGCAACAUCCCCUCUAGCUGUAGUUUCAGGAGGUUGGUCUGUUGGUGUUGAGAGUUCUGAUACUGGAGAAAACCUUGCUAAAAAAUUGAAGCCCUCAGGUGCUGAUGAAGUGACCUGCCCACAGCUGGUGCCCUAUGUGUUAAGCUCUGUGGUGGUGCAUUCUGGUGUAUCCUCUGAAAGUGGCCAUUAUUAUUCAUAUGCUAGGAAUGUUACUGGGUCAGGGCCUUCAGGACUCUGCCACCAGUCUACAGCUCUUUCUUUAGUUUCUCCCCAGGAUAAGUUGUUGACAGAGGAGAGUCAUUGUACUGUUAUAGAAAACGAGCUGGACACUGAGAUGCCAAGAGAAUGGUUUCUCUUCAAUGACAGCAGAGUGACAUUUACCUCAUUUCAGUCAGUCCAGAAAAUUACCAGUAGAUUUCCAAAGGACACUGCCUAUGUUCUGUUUUACAAAAAACAAAAUAGCACCUGUGGCUUCAACACCAAUUCGGCAAAUGGACUCUGGUUAAAUGGAGACCCUCCCCUUCAAAAAGACCUCAUGGAUGCAAUUACAAAAGAUAACAAACUGUACUUGCAGGAGCAAGAGCUUAGUGCUCGAACGCAAGCACUUCAGGCUGCCUCAGCCUCGUGCUCUUUCCGACCCAAUGGAUUUGAUGACAAUGAUCCUCCAGGAAGUUGUGGACCUACAGGUGGAGGAGGAGGGGGUGGGUUCAGUACUGUUGGUAGAUUAGUAUUUUGACUACGAAGACAACCUGGAAUACACUGGUUCCAAAGCAGCCCAGUACUGCUGAGGACAACUAAAAUAUUGAACUUCGUCAGAUAUCAUAUGAAGUUUUGAGACUUAAUCCUUGUGCAAAAGCAAAUGUUGGGAUUUUUUUGGUUGUUUUAUUUGAAAUAAAUAAGCGCAUAAUGGAAAAAAAACUACCUCUUAAAAAUUCAGUUGCUUUUAUAGUAAGAUAUGCUUGCCCAAAAGACAAAAAAAUGGCCAUUUUUAAGUAGUUGCUAAUGACACUGCAUUAUACUGAGCAAAUGCACUUGUAUCGGUUUCUAUUAUCCUCAUCCACUGAAUGAAGAAACUUCAUUUUUUACUUUGGCAGUAUUGGUUUAUGUGAAAGUCCUCUCUGAUGGGCUAAACUGCAUACGUAGUCUCUCAGCUCCACCUUAUUUUCAAGUCCAGUACCUUUAUGGAUUUCCAGAGAUGAUGCAAUUUACAACGAAGGCAAUAACUUAAAUGUGACAUGAUACAGUACUUUCCAGAUGAAAAAUUAUUCAAUAUAUUUCCAGUGUAAAUGUAAAGAAAAAUGAAUUUAUAAAUAUUUGCUAAGUUGUUUUCCAAAAAAGUGCAUGUUCUGUAGGAACAGUUUUUAAAUAGAAAUUAACUUUGUAGCAUUUCUAACUGUUUUGAGAAUUUUAAAAUAAUUUCAGGGAAUAUAUCUGUUGUUUGUUGGAAAGGAAUAGAUUCUGUAUGUGCCUUGCAGUACCGUAAUUUAAAACAAACUUUCUGAGGCUGCAGAAAAGGAGAGAAAUGCAUUAGUAGGCAAUUUUUUUAGACAAUAUUAGAAAUCAGUACACUUAUAGAAAGCUAUUAGAUUUCCAGAAGUAAAAAUCUGGUAGUUUGAAAUGCAACGUGUGGCCCAUUAUUUUUUGGUUGAAGAAAUACAUGCCUGGUGAUGGAUGUAUAAAUUAGGUGGCCUGCAUUGCUAAGAAAAAGCUGAUCAUAAAUACUGAGCUAUGUUUGGGAAAUCAGAGAGGUUACCUAUGUUGAUCCUUGGUGAGAAUCGAUGCUUCUAAGAGUACUUCGAGGUUUUGCCUUCUUAUUUUGCUUGUAAUGAGAAAUUUCUGGUGAAUUCGGGUUUUAAGUGUCUGUAGAAGUCAUGGAUGCCCCAUCCCUGGAGGUGUUCAGGGCCACGUUGGAUGAGGCUUUGAGCAACCUGAUCCAGCAGAAGGGGUCCUUGCCCAUGGCAGGCGGUUGGAACUGAAUGAUCUUUAAAGUCUUUUCCAACCGAAAUCAUUCUGUGAUUCUGUGAUGCUUUCUGUGGAGCAGUGUUUGCUUGCUUGUUUGGUCGGCAGGGAUUGAGGAUCCACUCUUUCAGUCUGGGCAGAAAUAGCAGCUUUGUUUUUGAUGUGCAAUGGGAUAACAGAAGUAAAGGAGUUACACUGUUGAAUCUGGUGAUUAAUUCUUAACUUGAAUAAUCUUAUAGUGAAGUGUAAAUUUAUUUAGAAUUAUUUUUACAAAAAUCUGCACUGUUUUACUGUGGUUUUAUAUUCUGCUAGGUGGCAAAGUGCAUCCUUAAAAAGCAUGCAAAUCUGGCAGGUGUUAGCUUAACUGUACAGAAUAAACAUAUUUCCUAGAAAAUGCCUUUAAAAAGCAUAAAUUAAGUUGAGAAAAUUAAACCUUGUUCAUGUAUCGAAUAUAUGGAGUUUAGUCUGAAAGGUAACUUAGCUUGCAAGCUAUUUUUAUAUUAUCACUAAAACUAUGCUAUUUGCGCUACUGUAAAUUUAUAUGUUACUGCUCAAGAAGGCUAGAGCAGCUCUCUAACUUUUUAAUAGUUUCCAAGCUUUGUUUUAACAGUUUGUCAAACUCUGCUUUGACCUACGCUUUCAUUGCUAUCUCUGUUAUAGGUCUGUGAACCAGGGCGGGGGUUCAGCUGUGGAAAUGUGGAAUGUUAUGAGACUAAUGUGGGGAACAUUCUCAUUUCAUUGUGUUUGGAUGAGGUUUUCUUGAAAGCUCAGUUCACCUUGAAAUUCUCUUUCAAUCUAAGAGGUUUUUAUAUCCUUUUAGCCCUCUCUGCCAGUCAGCUCUGGUUUUAAAGUGUUUUAUAUGACAUGUUAAUUUGACUUCUCUCCCACAUUAUGAGGGCACGCUAAAAAGCUGUUGUCUGUUGGCAUUACAAUGGAGUACUUUCUAAUAAUUUACUGUUCGUUUUAAAACACACUAGUAUGUAGAAGCAAGGACAAGUGUUUUUACUCUGUAUGAAAUCAUAAAUUUGUAAAGGUCAGUUUUAUUUUUGUUCUCACACUAAAAAUACAAAUUAUGUAGCCUACCUAAAAAUAACACACAGUAUGAGUUUUGUGUACCUAUUGUACUAUAUUUAUUGUAUGAGCUCUUAGAAGGCUUUCUAUACCCUUGUUUGCCUCUUCUAAAUUAGGUGUUAAAUGUGGAAAUUUUAUAUGACAGUAAUGCCAAUAAGGUUGGAUCUUCUUAGGUAUAAAAUUAUGGUGUGUCUUAAACUGAAAAUAACUUUUGUUUCCCCUUGUUGAUUUCUAUUGGUGCAGUUACUUUGGGUUUUAUAAAUAGGUUUUAAUAUUCAGAAUACCCAUUGGCAAAUCUGCUUGCUGACCUGACAACCAUUGUUGCUGAAUUCAUACCUUACUUGGAAGUUUUCCAUAAGACUAGUGAAAGUGGAGAAUUAUUUCCUACUUCAAAAAUGUACACUUUUAAAUUUGUUUACAGUAAUGAUAUUGCAUACUCCCGUCUUCUGGACACAAUAUGAGAGAACAAUGUACAUAUGGUACUUUGAUUUCUGUUGCCUGAGAGCGAAUGCUGGAUGGUGUUUAUUGACUUUUUUGGCUCCAUUCUUAUUUUGUUUUCUAUCUGAGUUGAGUCAGUAGAAGGAUAUGAAAUACAUAAUACUGUUUCUGAAGCUUAAGGGGUUUUGUUUCUUCUUAUGAAUGACACACUAUUGCACCAAUUCAAGAGUGGUAUGUCUUUUAAAAUCCUAUUUCCUUUUAACAAGACAGGUUGUGUUUUGGUCUUUGUUUUAAUGGUCCGUAGAGUUGUAUUAAUUUUUUUACAUACAGUUCAUUUUGUAGGUUUGUCAUGUGAAGCAUUACAGUGAGUGUCACCCCUGUAACAAUAAUUACAAUAUCUAUAAGCCCCACUAUCCAGGAUGAGAAGAGGAGGCUGUUUUGGUUAUCUAAACAAAUCGCAUUUUCUGGCUAGCUCUUUUUCCUUCAUUUUUCCCCCUUGUUCCCUUCUCUGGAAAGUUUUUUUUUAUCUUCCAUAGGCUCUGGAAAUUUAAUUUCAUGGGUAAGCCUUUUUUAAAAAAAUCUGUCACGGUAAGGUUGUUCAUGGAGUCAAAAUACUAUUUAAUUUCUGCUGUACAAAUGACAGGUGAAGGGCAGAAGCACUGUGAGCCAAAGGAGCGCUAGAACAAAAGCAAGUGGGUAUAAAAUUUCUGUAAAUAAGAUUUAGAUUAGAAACAAAUUUCCUAAUUACUGGGACUAAUUCUGGAACAGCCUUCCAGGCAGAAACCUACUUUGAAGGAAGAGCCAAGUAUAUCUAUGGAAGGAAUAAAAUGCAAAGUGGUGCCUGAAGAGUAGGCAACUAGACUUGAUAGAGGUCCCUUUGAGUCCUUUCCUAGAGUUUUGCUCUUCUGUUGGGUUUCCAAUCUUGACACAUUGUCAGUUUUGUUUUUAAGAUUCAAAUAUUAAAUGGUAAAUCAAGGGAAUACUCAACUACAACAUAACAACAAAGGUUGACUGCUCAAUUUUGGGUGGUGUUUGCCUCUGAUUUAGGGGAUUGAGGCAUAAAAAUACCCUGGCUAACGACCUAGUGUGAGAUGUAAUAGGUUGUAGUACUUGUUAUUCUCAGUAGGCUGUAAUCAAAAGCAAAUUGAGUGAGCAAAUGAUCUAUGAUCUAAACAAGAGAUCAGAAUAGAUGAUCUUAAACUUUCAUGUUCCUUACAGCCAGUUAUCCUCGAUCUGCCUUAACUUGAAUUCUUAACUAUGAGUAAUAUGCUCUUAAAUUACAUAGGUGUCAGGUCAAAUGUAACAGUUGAGAACUGAAAAUUGUGUUGCAGUCUUUGGCUUAUGUACAACACUGUUCUGUGUUGAUGUAGGGAAUUAGUGAGUAUCCCUGUUUCAGCAAAUGAGCUAAAGAGACUUGGCCAGUGAGUUGAGCUCUGGCUGUGAUCAGUGUGGCAGUUGUGAUGUGUUGUGUAGCACAGGCUUUCUACACAUGCGUUUUAAUUUUUUUAAAUGCACAUGCAACCUCCUGUGAGUCUGUGCCUGAAUGAAAGUAUCAAGAUCAAAGGGAAAACAAACAAACUUAAAACUAGCCAGGGUGAAGCAGAAGUGAACUUUUAUAGAUACAAUAUGCUGCUUUCCUUUAGGAAAAAUACUUCUGUUUUAAAUGUGUGCUGGAAUCUAGGCAGAUAUGUGAUUUCAGGAUAUGCACUUCUUUUUAUUUCCAGUGCAGGUAAUAUUUUUAGGAAUUAGUUGUACUGCUGAAAUAGGCACAUCAAUGCACAAUCUGCCAUUGCCACCUUGGUAAACUGAACGCUACCACAUGUACUGAAAUGCUGAGAUACUUGCUGGCUGGCUUCCCUGGACACCUAAGUGGGAAGAGCAGCUGGCAACUGUGAGCUGUGCCUUGCUGGGUGGCCAUUUGGGACUUCCACUGUCAUCUGUGUGUGGCCAGAGGCAGCCACCCUGAGAGGUGCUACCUCAGAGUGUGUCUCUGCAGUGGGGAGCUAAAGAUGUGACAGCCAGCCCCAUUGUUCAGGUCCUACUUCACAUGGGGCACAGUCCCCAACCCCCUUAACAGCACCUCCAGGCCCAGAGGAGGUGACUUAAGGAUGGAGUCUGAUAUCUGUGGCAAGCAACACACAGAAAUCCAGUGUUUGCAUAUGGAGUCGAGGUGUGGGAAGAAGAUGAAGGAGAAUUGCUGGUCUAAGACCAAAAUGAGACCAUUGAACUGCAAAAGGAAAAAAGGAAAGAAUGGCUCUAAUCUGGUUUAGAAGUUGUGUAUGUUUUAAUGGUAACUUCACAUGCAUCUGCUACAAAGUUGUAAUUCCACCAAAAGAUACUCUGUCAAAGCUGUUUUGUUAUCCAAGUCUAAUUCUUCUGAAAUUUCCAUUGUAUUGGCAUGCUUGAGGGGGAAAAGCCUCCCAAUAGGCAUAUUGAAAUUACACUGCUGAGGAGAGUAUUUCAGUUUCACAUUAAAAAGUUAAUUCUGCAGUAGGGUGUAUGAUAGGCCUAGCAGCUAUAGUAUCAUACAGCAUCCUCGAGGCCAGUGGUCUCCACGCUUUAUUUGAUUGCAUGCCCCUGUCAGUAAAAAAAUUCUAAGUGUGCACCCAGUAUAUGUAUAUUUAUAAAUUAUAUAUGUACUACUGUCCUAAUAUAUUAUGUACAUUACAGGAGUAGAUAUUGGAAAAAGUAUGAAAUGAAGAUUAUAUAAACACUAUUUUUAAAUUAUUUAAAAUUUUAUUUAUUAAUGGUACAAAAAAAAUACUUUCUUGUUGCACCUAAAUGGGUUCUCUUGCACACCCCCUGGGGUGUAUGCAGCUCGCUUUGAAAACCACUUCUUUGAGUCUUGAAGAGUUUUAACUUGAUGGGAACAGGUAUCAAAAUUAACAUGUUUGUAAUAAUGGUUUCUUUUACUCAGUGAAUAUAGACUGUUGACAUUACUUUAUGCUGCAUGACCAUGUUUUGAAUCUGUGUUUAUUCUGAGUUCUUAUAAAAUUUGAUGCAAGGGCUGUAAACUGUUUCACUGUUUUCCUGCACUGUAUAUUAAAUGACAAAAAAAAAAAAUGUCAGCCUUAAGUGGUUUGCAGAGAUGCAAAGCCAGUCCACUUCUGAGGGGAAGGCAUAUCCCUUGCCAAACACAGGAAUGUGUUAGUGCUUGGCUUUAAAGGCUAGUAUCAUUUCUCAAAUGACUUGCCCUUUCUCAAAUGUUCUCUAAGGAAUUAUAGUAUUUAGUGCUCGACUCCAUAAAAGGAAUUUAUUUAAUUUUCUUGCUGUAUCUUUCAUGGUGUUUGUUCUGCUGAACUACAGUUGAAAUAAUUUUGCAGUACGCCUGUUCUUAAAUCUUGUUGUUGUAAACUGGCAUAAGUGUUUCAUUGUAUUUCAUACCAGUUUUUAAAAAUGGCUGGGGCAAAUGAGCGUUUUACUGUACACGCAUUGGGCUGCGUAAAGAAGUCAAGAGAUGUUUUUAAAUGCCUCAAGUGUCUAGAAGUACUUAGGAUUUUGUUUGAUUUGAGUGGAAAGGUAGAUGUUCUAUUAAAAUAUAACAGUGAUGAGGUUUUCUUUGAACUGUAACAUAUACCUGUAAAUCUCAGCUUGAAGGAUCUCAACACAAACAUGGAAAAUGAGUCAGAGCGGAGAACUCUUAAUGGGCCAACUAGAUCUGGAGAAGUAAGUGCAGGCAGUAGCUGAAUUUCGUCUGUAUUUCAGUUGCAGUGAUAUAACAAUGUUUCAUUUGAGUUUUCUUCACAAUGGGUGUUACUUUAAUCUUCAAAGAAGAUGAAAUUACUUUCAACUUGUUGAAUUAAUAAAGUACAUGAUCACUGUUUGAAACGCAGCAGUUCUUGAUGAACGUGGAAGUUAUGGCACAGAUACAUUCGGGCUUCCUGUAAAUAAACUCAAGGUUUUUGAAGGCUGUUUUCAACUUCUGUGUAUUUCUCCUCAAGUUUCCCCAGACCACAAGGUGAAAGGAGAUUUUUGGGUUUGGUUGUUUUUCUUGACUACAAGAAUACUUAGGAAACUCAAAACAAUUAACAGGCCAGUUAAUAAUCUGUAAACUACUCCUGGGUGGUGAAUUGUGUGAGAGGGAAGGGAAAGGUUUGGGUUACCCUUACAAUGUGUAGUUAGAAAUUGUCUCCUCUAGUUGGCUGCCCACACCUCCCUGUGGCAUUAGAAACAGCUGUCUUCAUGUGGUCUCAGGAUUAAGUUCGGUGCUGCCUGUGAGAAUAAAAUCGUGGGAACCUCCCCUUCGAUCCAAGACCUAUUCAGGCUAAUUGAAGAAUUAUUCUUGACCUGAUUAAGUAACUUGAACCUACUAGGUGCCAAAGUAAAAGACAAAUCAAGCUUUAACAUAACAAAGGACCUAAUGAUAUUUUUUUAAUAAAGUAAAUGCUUUGGCUCCAGUAGGAGCUGCAACUUCUCUGCUGUGCUUAAAGUUAACCAGGGCUGCAAGAGUGGUUUCUCCUGAUAAGACUAUGAAAACAGCAGUUAUGCAGAAUUAGUUGGGGAAGGGAAUUGGCUGCAGUAUAAACAAGCAACCAGGUGGAUCAUUUGGGUUUCUCCGCUGUGUUUUGUGUUUGGAGAUUGCUGUGAAUGAAGAUGUGUGGGGAUAAUGGGCAGUAUGAAUCUAAGGAUAUGAAGUAGAAAGACGGGCCUCAAAUAGGUGAUUUUUGUAAAGCAGCUACUAGUGUUUCUGUGGAAGCAAGGCUUGGUUCCUGGAAUGUGAUCCUAGGUAAUGUUAGUGUGAUCUUGCAUAGCAGCACGUAAGAGUGUGCUGCUCCUGUGCUUUCACAGGAUUGGGUGUGUUAAGGUGGAAGAAAUAGACUCAAAUGUUGUGUUUAGUACACUAGGCCUGAAAUGUACUCAGUGUUCGUAGACCACAGGCUUAAGUGUAGUUAUAGGUGCAGAAUGUUUCCUUUCAUCGCAGCUGUGGAGGAGCAGAAUAUUUCUUUCUGAAACUUGUUUUCCUGGGAGCAAAUCUAACAUGGAGUUUGCACAUUGUGGUCAAUAUUUCUUCUGAAUUUGUGAAUAUGUAACAUAAGCCAGGACUUGGGAGAAACUUCAACUGAGUAAGUUUGUAACUGCUUAAUCUAUAAGGCUGCUUUUAAACUUAAGUCAACUCAUCUUGAUCUUACUUGGUCCCCUUUGGUGCUGAGGAUGUGCUGAAUGGGAGAGACCAGGAUGAACGAACUACAGCAGCUCUUUGACAUUCCCUGGCUUGUCUUCUGGGAAUGGGCAUGAAUGCUGAGCUUUGGAGAGGAUUUGGUGAAAAGAACCAGAGGAUUUUAAAAAAGGGGAAGGAGAAACUGGAAUGAAAGGUGAACAAGAGCUGCAGAAUGUGUGGGUAUGCAGAGCUGUGGAUUUCCUAGUCUUUGAGACCAAAGAGAAGAUGGUUAAGCAAAACCUUAGAAACUUCACAUCGUGUAUACAUAAAGGAAAAGUAUAGCAAUUGUUUGGUCAAGGUAAUUGUGACCUCUUUGUGUGUUGAUUAUGAUUUGAACUAAACUAAUGCCCAGCCUCUUAUCUGUCUGCAUUGUAUUCAAGCAAUUUUUUUUGGACAGAAGUGUUUUGGGCUUUGUCUUUUUAACUUAAUCUGGUUGUAAUUUUUUUUGAAGUAAUUGUUCUGCCUGAAUAGUCUACCUGCUUUUUUAAAAAAGAUGAUGCCUGCUCUUAUGUACAAAGAUGUAUGGAUGUGUGUAUAAUAAGAAUUGGUAUGAUGUGAUGUGAUGGAUACCUUAUUUUAGGUCGUAGAUAGCCUCAUCUCUGAAACCUCCUCAAACCUUAAAUGUUUUUAGGAUAGAUGUUCUCCUUCAGGUCACUCUGGGACCCAGCAUGUUUAUUCUCUUUACUCCUCUUCCAACUUAAAUGCCUUCAUGAAAAACUGGGGAGAUGCAGCCAGAGACUCACUGGCUAAGAGAAACUGCAGUAUCUCUAACCAAGGAGAACUGUAAUUUGAACAGCUUUCUCAGCAGCUCUGUGUUUAGUAGUGGUGGUUUCCCCUAGUUCUGCCCUGUCCAUGGGGCAACUCUUUCUUUUAUCAUAUUCUCCCUUAAACCAAUUCAAUUGAAUAAAUUAUUAUACUUGGGAAACGUUUCUUGCUAUGGCUUCAUCAGUGUGGUGGUUUCCCUCUUCAUAUCCACUCUCCCCCUUCUUGUGUCCCUUGCAGCUACCUUGUUCAUUCUGAUGCAGAUCUCUCCAGGACACAGACUGUAUCUUAUGCACUGCAUGCAUGUCAGUAAUGAUUUAAAUAUGGUUAUUUUUACAUCACUUUGUUACUGAGGUCCCUGAUGUGCUUUAAUCAUCUUGGAGUAAUUAUGUGUUUAUCCAGCAGAGAGCACUAACGACACUGCUAUCUUUUAGUUGAUAUUCCCAUCAAAUUAUUCUGUAUUGUCUUAUUUUGUGUUACAGAACACUGGGCUGGGAUUGGGUCUGUAGGUUUUUCUUUGAAUUAGUGCAUGGCUGAAUUUCUACUAUAAAUAAUUCGGUGGAGGAAGAAUGCAAAGCAAGAGUCUGCAGGAAAUGCUGAACUAGCAUUCACACAGUUUGGAGUUGUGGCAAUACUCCUGUCUCUCCUUUACACUGAAUAGCUUAGUGAAGGCCUUAAACAUGGAAGUUGGUCAGCAUUCCGAUUUGAGCUGCUGGUGCCAGGACUGUCAGGAUGAGUGGCUGACUGCUGGUGCUACAGGUAUCUUAAAGGUCUCAGGAAAGUCCAUGGUAUAAUCGAAGUGUUUUCUGCCUCUUUGUAUGUAGGCAAAAUCUUAUCAGAGUGGCUGAAAAAGUGUUUUUAUUAAUAAUCUUUUAGUGUCUACCUUGCUUCAGAGCCAAAACAGUCAGGCUGGACAUGAGAUAAUUUACUGGAGAUGAAAUUUCUAGAGUCCUCGUGGGUGAUGUAGCGUGAAUGGGAAAGACUAGCUUGUCUUUUGAGACAUCAAAUGGAGUUUGUGGCCAGCAGUUUAAAAAUAACAAUCCCUUUGCUUAUUUUGUGAGAAAAUUAGAUGGAGCCAAUGAGAAAAUAUGAACAGACCCAUAAGAAAUGUUUCAAAUUAACUAUGGGAGAGUAUCUCAAACUUGUCCUGGGUAAAAUGCUGCCCAGUAUUCCAAUUGCAUUUGCUCACAGUGAACUGUUAACCUUUCUUCUGGAGCAUGAAGAUGCUGCAUGUAAGAGAAAAAGGUGUUCUAAUCCUCCCUUAGGGUUAUAGAAGUAUUUUAAUAAUGUGACCUCUGCCUAUAUAUUUAGGAACGUUACUUUACAAUCUGAAACAAUCGUACUGAGAAGCAUGAGUUACAGUAAUUCCUCUCAGUCUUGGAUGAAUUUAAGAAUAACUGUCCGAAGGAAAUAUCUUUAUUAUUUUUAAGGACUUAAAGGAAAAAAAGCAACAACUGCACUGUGAAGCUGAGGAUGAACUUGUAGUGUUACCUCUAAGCUUACAGUAUUAGCUGAUGUUUGGUUUGAAUUUAGUUUAGGAGACAUCAGUACUGUCUUGGAAACAAGUCCCAGUUUUUAUCCUUGCUACUUUGCUUCUAAUAGAAAAAAUUCUGUUCAACACGUGGAGAAGAUCUUAGUGUGAAUAAGGUGGUGUAUUUAUUGAAAUAAGCUGACUUAUAUAACAUUAAAAAAUAGCAUCUUUUAUGUUUAAAAAUCACAUUGGUAUGGAAAAUCUGCUUGCUUAGGGAAGAAGCUGUAUUGGUUAGUAGAAUUUAGAGGUUUUCUGAGUGAAAAUGGAUACUUUAAAACUUUAAAGAGAGCAGUCAUAGUUGUUACUGGAAGACACAUCAAUUUUGUAUAUUUUUUCAAUAAUAUGAAUGCAAUUAAUGCAGAUAUCUCAUAAGCUAAUUCUUUUUUUUUGCUUUUAAUUGCAUUUGUCAAUUGAUCCUAAAAUCUACCAUCUGGUAACAAUCUGUGUUAAAAUAUUGGCCUGCUUGAAAUUAAUGGGAGUCCUGCCAUGUACAUCAAGUCCAGGAUUUCACUCUGCGCUUCAUCUUGCAUGACUAUUGCUAUUUAGGGUGUGGCAAAUAUCCUAUAUUCUGCAUCCUGAUUUAUGUGAGCAUUUGCUGAGCAGAUGUUAGGGAGCUAAACUGGUUCUUUUCAAUCCAUCUCUUCUAUAGCAAGUGAAAAAGUGAGGCCAGACUGGUCUCAGGUGUGAUUCUAUUCACUUGGGAUGCUUACAGAGAUUAUAGUUUCUGACGAGUCACAAAUAUCGUGCUGGAUUUUAAAGAUGCAGCAAUAAACUAAACAAGGGUUUAUUACUUCUGCUGUUGUAAGUGAGCUGACCGAGCCAAGGCUGCUGCUACGUGAGUGGUGAGGGAGGGGUGAGCAGAGACAAGGCUAAAAGAGUUGGGGCCAGGCAGGUGCGCUGGGCUUCCAGUUCAGCUGCAGACUGGUGCCCUUCCUUAUCCAGAUCAGCACCUCUCACUGAAGUGGGGUCACUGCUUGUGGCAAGGGAGAGUGCCUUUAUAUGUAUAAAGCACUUGAGUCCCCAUUUUUCAGGAUAAGCAUUUAGUUAAAGAUACAAAAUAGGAGUAGCCAUUCCUGGUUGGUUUAAGAGAACAGUAAGAAAAACCUCCCUUACCAAUAUUUUUCAGUUGCUAAAUACCCUGUGCACUUCCUAGCUCAAUAACUUUGUAUGGGGGGAGGAUGUUUGUCAAAAACCCAGUUUAUAAUGAAGAUAAAAUAAGAACACAUAACUGGCAUAUCUUAGCCAGAACCCACUGUGGGAGUCACUCCCACAGUUAUGUCUGGUGCUCGCCAACUCCUACUGAGCCUGGUAUUUUCCCAUUGCAUUGUUUUUACUGAUAGCUUCCAUUCAAUAACGACAGAAAUCCUUGCAAGGGUGAAAGAGAUUAGCACUCUUUAUAAUUGAGUAAAGAAGUGUUAAGUCGUUUCCACAGCCACUGAACACAGUGUCGUCUGUAUGAUAAAGUGAUCUUAUGAUUUUAUCCUUUUUUUCUUUACUGAAAACAGGAAAUGAGCAUUUUAUCCCAUGUGCAGAUAUAAACUUAAAAUCUUUCCUAUUUUGAAUCUUUUCUGGAAAGGAGCACUAAAUGAGACAGGAAGGCUGCCAGAGAACUGCUAAAAUACCCAGCUCAUAGAUGUAUAGUUCCAAGAAGAAUCGGUGUAUGCUUUAGUGUCACAAAACAUGAAGUAAAUUUUUAUGAGCAAUAAUAGUAAGGAAAUAAAGCAGUGAGAAUAACUUUUUUUUUCCUCAUGGCUCCCAAGGAAGAGUCAUAUGUAACAAAAACUAUUUAAAUAUUACUGCUAUUUAACUGGGAACUCCUGAUAUAACAGCAGGAGACAAAAGCUGAGCUUGAUUUCUUGAUGGAAAAGUAUGCUUCAGAUAACUUUCCUGUUCUGUAACAUCCCCCACUGCAGAGGGAUGUUGUCAGCCUGCAGCAUUCAGACCCUUUAGACCCCCACUGCUCUGUGAGUGCAGAAGAGUCACGAUAAUAAAUGUUUCCAUCUGUUUCUGCUUAGGAGUUAGCGUCUCAUCCUAUCCUCCAUAGUGAGCCAUGCACUUCAGAUGGCCAGGCGGGAUUAUUUCCGUUAGCAAGAACCAAGAUCACACCCUGAAAAGCCUCAUCUGCUCCAAACCUGCUGUAGAUUGCCUGCUGAGCAAUGCAGGUCCCUAUAAGAUCAUCACACUGAUGUCCUGUAUGUUGCCGAGGUCCUUUCCCAUAGGCUGUCUUGCUGUUCCAAGCCCUCAGGAGGAAUAGCCCUGGCAGUCAGAGAUAGUUGUUGUUCUGCGUGUAUGGAUUUCUGCAGCAGGUGUUUUACUGUGGCCACAGAUCUGUGCAGUAAAUGUAAAAUAUUUGCAUAUAGGAGCCAGAAUUUGUGAGAGUUGGACCUUGGCUUUGGAGCUGUGUGUCAAAAGAGGUACAAGAAUGACCGCAGGCUCUGAAUAUUUGACAUGAAGCAUUCAACUCCUCCAGUGAGCUUUUCUCAGUUGCCCUGCUUCUGUUUCCCUCCCCUCCAGCCCAGUGAUCCAAGUCAGGUAAUUUACGCCUACCUGCUGGAAGGAAGGAAGGAAGGAAGGAGAGGUGAUUGAUGAUGUUGGUUUUAGCGCUUGCAAGGUGCUCCGAGGCUGCAGUGGUGACUGCCAAGUGAGAACCUCAGCCUAUAAACACCUGCAAAUCUUUGUCAUGCUUCAACCGUUUGUGAAUUCUCUGGGAAGAUUAAGCACAUGGGAGUAAAGCUUCAUACUACAUCAUCUCAUUCCUGAGUCUAUUUAAUGUUUGAUUAAUGCAGAGGUAGGAAGUUGGUGAACGUUCAGUUUAAUAAGCACUUCUACGUUCGGCGCUGAAAUAUGCGAUUUACAUAAAGUGGUUUGGUUUUUAGGGAAGUGUCUCAUGAGCACUUUUGUAAACUCUGCAGAGCAGGGACCAUGUGUAUGCCAGUGUCUGGCCAAUAUAGCUUUUAGGCAUAGUUUUUUAGAUCUUAAUUUUCUAUUAUUGGCAAAAUUAGUACUAAAUAAUAGUUCAUAGCCUUAUUGAAAUUGUUUGGGUUUUUCUUUUGUUGAAACUACUGUGUUGAUUUUAUUUAAAACAGAAAAAGCCGCUCAGACUAGCAUGCCAGUACUUGUAGGAAGAUUUCUAAAUUCCCCAGUGUAUCUUUUGGUAUGUUCCUCAGUCGCCUUCUCUUCCAAAUGAUCUCUAAGUCUGUAGAAGCUGUUUCUCCUCAGUUUUUAUCUGUACUCUGUCUCUCUCUGUUACGUUGUCUUAGAUAUAAGGUGUAAUGAGUGGAGUUUGCAUGCUAACCAGAACCUGCUUCUGCUUCAGGAGACAUCAACACCCUAUGAAAAAAAAAUCAUUCUUGUGUCGUCUUAAAGAUGCUUCAUAUUACAAGUAGAAAUUUAACGUGUUUUAAGAUGUUUAAUAGGUAUUAAAUGUAAUACAAUGCCCAACCCUUUCUGCAGAUGACCGUUGACCAGCACAGCGAAAAUGUGGAGAAUUACUUGUGUGUAGGAGCUAGUUAGACUAACUUGAAGUAGAAAUCAGACUAAUUGAUAAUUUUAAUGGUUCUUAAGCUGACAAAUGUGUCCUAAAGUCUUGGGUGAAUGAGCCAAAUUAGCAACUGGCAGCUAUCAGAAGGGAGACAGAUCAUCCUAUUUUCUCCUCAUACCUUUUAUUUGGCUUUGAUGUUUCUGACUGUAUUUAAAUCAACUUAAAGCAUUUCAAUGCCUUUCGAUUCUGCUGAAUGUUCCCACAGAUAUUCUGGCUUGUUUUCAAAGCAGUGUAGCGUGGGGUGAUGGGUUUUUUGUUGGUGUUUUUAAGUUCUGCUGGGAUAGUGAAUUGCAUCAACCUACUUCACAAUUAGACAAGUGCUGGUGUCGGCACAAGGGAGAGAGUGACCUGCACAGCUGGGGAGUGAAGGGAAUGGGUUGAGUACAGGGUAUUGCAGAAGGAGAGAGGGAAAACUUCCAUUUCUAGAACGGCUGGCAUCUUAAUUUGUCUCAGUUUUAUCAUAGCAUUAAAAUUUGUUCUUCCAUGUAUUAUAAACAUUUCCUGUAGAAAGCUGUAGGAAUGCAAGGAAGAGAAUGCGGAGAUGUCCUGCCUGUUAAUUGAAGGAUGCAAAAUCCUGCUAGCUAAUUAAUUCACUAAGGAGAUAUAUAU
This is a messenger RNA of Cuculus canorus (common cuckoo), 17554 nucleotides long. It is a transcript of the gene USP38, whose product is annotated as ubiquitin specific peptidase 38. Gene Ontology annotation, molecular function: cysteine-type endopeptidase activity; cysteine-type deubiquitinase activity. Bases 105 to 3221 code for a protein of 1038 amino acids. Gene Ontology annotation, cellular component: nucleus; cytosol. NCBI's taxonomy places the organism in Eukaryota, Metazoa, Chordata, Aves, Cuculiformes, Cuculidae. The record is from RefSeq and is a predicted model, not a curated record. The transcript has 10 exons. Gene Ontology annotation, biological process: protein deubiquitination; ubiquitin-dependent protein catabolic process.